Molecule: messenger RNA, 393 nt
Organism: Fusarium mangiferae
Lineage: Eukaryota; Fungi; Ascomycota; Sordariomycetes; Hypocreales; Nectriaceae
Exons: 3
Coding region: 1-393 (130 amino acids)
Source: RefSeq, a predicted model, not a curated record
AUGGCCCCUAUGAUGAAGUUCUUUUACGCUGGUCUUCUCGCAGCCAGCACUUUCACCUCAGCCGUAUUUGCCAGCCCCAUCGACAAUAUUGCCGUCGUCGUCGAGUCCAGAGAUGUCAAAUACCUGAGCGAGGGCGUCAACACCCCCAUCGGUAUCGAUAUCGCCAACGCCGUCGCCGUCGCCGUCCGCAACGUCGAUAAGGAUGCCGCCUCUCUCGAGAAGCGUGUCUUCACUUCCCCCCAUGUCCGCAAGGCCUUCAAGGUCGUCGCCGGCAAUAUGAUCAGUGCCGCCUCCUGGGCUUUCAACUUUUGGGUCGAGGAGGACUACACUGGCAAGUCCACCCUCUGGUACAGCGGCCUCACUGGUGGCGGCGUCACCAAAGAGCGGUACUGA